AUGUCUAGACUAGAAAUUUACUCACCCGAAGGUCUGCGUCUUGACGGUCGUCGUUGGAACGAGUUACGCCGCUUUGAAUGCUCAACCAACACACAUUCGCACGCUGCAGAUGGCUCUUCAUACCUAGAACAGGGCAAUAACAAAGUCAUUACGCUCGUUAAGGGUCCACAGGAGCCAACCUCACGUUCUCAAGUGGAUACUACAGGGGCUGUAUUGAAAAUAUCCGUUAACAUCACCAAGUUUUCCAAGGCUGGAAGAAGUAGGACAGGUCAUAAGAAUGAAAGGCGAGUGCUGGAGAUGCAAACUGCGUUGGUGCGUACUUUCAAUAAAAGUGUUAUGCUUCACGCUUAUCCAAGAACGUUGAUCAACAUCGAAAUACAUGUGUUGCAACAGGACGGGGGACUGAUGGGGUCUCUAAUCAAUGGUAUUACUUUGGCCCUGAUAGAUGCGGGUAUUGCUAUGUAUGACUAUAUCAGUGGUGUCUCUGUCGGGCUCUAUGAUACUACUCCGUUGCUUGAUACUAAUUCUUUGGAAGAAAAUGCCAUGAGCACCGUAACGCUGGGCGUCGUUGGCAAAAGCGAGAAGCUGUCGCUCCUGCUAGUCGAAGAUAAGAUCCCACUGGACAGAUUAGAGAACGUCCUGGCAAUUGGAAUUGCGGGGACGCAUAGAAUAAGAGAUCUCAUGGAUAAGGAAGUGAGAAAGGGACGCAGGAACAGAGUUGCCAAUGCCUUAUCCGGAUGA
Messenger RNA from Torulaspora globosa, 741 nucleotides. It is a transcript of the gene SKI6, whose product is annotated as exosome non-catalytic core subunit SKI6. The record is from RefSeq and is a predicted model, not a curated record. Bases 1 to 741 code for a protein of 246 amino acids. Gene Ontology annotation, biological process: poly(A)-dependent snoRNA 3'-end processing; U4 snRNA 3'-end processing; rRNA catabolic process. Lineage: Eukaryota; Fungi; Ascomycota; Saccharomycetes; Saccharomycetales; Saccharomycetaceae. The transcript has a single exon. Gene Ontology annotation, cellular component: nuclear exosome (RNase complex); cytoplasmic exosome (RNase complex); nucleolus.